AUGGACGCCUCAAAGAAGCACGGACUGGCGCAGGACCGCCAAUCGACAAGUGCAACGACUGAUGACGUGGUAUCAACCGCACGAGAAGCCGUUCGAAAUGCUGAGCAGGAGUAUGAAAGAAAGCAUGUAGAAACACAAAAAGCAAAAAUCAACCUGGCACAGUGUCUCCAAGCUCAUGGCGACUUCGAAGAGGCCUUGUCUCUGUCAAGGACUGUCUUGAGCAAGGCCCAGGACACAUUCGGCCCCCGCGAUCCUGAGACUUUCUCCGCAAUGCAUCAUCUCACUGUUCUGCUGGCAGAGCAGAGGCGCACUGCCGAAUUUGAGACGACUGCGAGGACGCUUAUAAAGGAUGGCGCCGACGCUCUCGGCGACAAUCACCCAAUUGUCAUCAAGGUGACGGCGGCCCUCGGCCUCAUGUUACGGCGCCAGAGUCGUUUGGAAGAGGCGGAGAAGCUCAUGAGGGACGCAUUCGAGAUGUCAGAAAGAUCUUAUGGCUCCAACGACGAAAGAAUUCUUGAGAGUAUUGAUGAGCUUGCAAGGACACUCUUGCUCCGUGGAAAGGUGGAGGACUCUGAGUCGGCAGUGGAAGAGGCAGAGCUGAUGAUGGAAGAAGCGCUCGACGCGAGCGAGAGGCUGCUUGGCACUGACAAUACUAAAACGAAUUGGAGACGAGCUGAACUGGCCUCCACACGGCUUUUCAUGGGAAAAACUCACGAGGCGGAGGAGUUGAUGGAGGGGGCGCUCCAGAGAUAUCGGGAGUCGCUGGGCGAACACCAUCCAGACACGAUAUGGGCCCAAGCAUUCCUUGCGACUACAGAUGCCGAGAUCCAGGAUAUUGUCAAGAAGAGCGCAAAGGCCCUUCACGACGGGCUGCCGAGAGUGAAUGUCAUGAUAACUUCGCUCAUCGACAAUUUCACAGAUCAGGGCCGCUCCAAGGAAGCGGAAGUGCUGGCGCGGGCCAUGCUCGAGAACAGCCUUCGCGAUCAUGGAAACGAUCAUUCCGACACCAUCGAUCAACGGGAGAAAUUGGCAGCCUUGCACCAGCGCAUGGGCAACCUCGACGCAUCCAGCCGGCAACGUAGAAUGGCUUUGCAAAGUCGCCAGCGAAUCUUUAGUCAUAAUCACACGGGAACGAUCGAGGCGGUGGACCUGUUUGCCAACGUGCUCAAGGACCAAGGAAAAUGGGAGGCCGCAGAGACCGUCUGCUGGGAUUUCUUUGCCGUCUAUCCGACGCCUGACCAGCCAAACCAUUUUGCCCUCGCGCUAAUGGCAACACAUGCCAUCAUCUUGAAGCAGCUGCAGAAAUAUGAAUUAGCGGAAAAGAUCAUGUCCGAAGUUCUACGGCAUAGGAGAACGAUGAAUGGGAACGACCACAAUCUUACCGUCUGGGUAGUGGCUUGGCUGGGCGGCCUAUAUAUCGAACAAGGCGCAUUCUCGCAAGCAGAGCCUUUGAUCAGGGAGACGUAUGAGAGUAAGAAGCGGGUGCUCGGUGAUCAGCAUGUUGGCACUCUGAUCGAGGGCAGGAGGCUGGUUGAAACCAUUAGUCGUCGGACCAUAGCCAGCGAGGACGUCGCAUUCGUCAGCGAUCUUUAUGAAAAGUUCGCUCAGAUAUUUGGCCACGAGCAUGAAGAGUCAAUUCUCCUCGGGCAGCAGCUCGCGAUCCUCUUGAAUAAGCAAGGGAAGUCUGAUGACGCUGACGCGCUCAUUGCCACGGUCGUCGAGCGCCGUCGAGCUGUCUCUGGUGACCACAAUCUGGCCACUUUGUGGGUCAUCUCGUGCCAAUUAGGCAUGCUUCAGGAACAUCGGAAGUACGACGAGGCAGAGCCUAUAGCUGAAGGGCUCUUGGCGGCGACACGGAAGAUUGCCGGUGAAGACCACCUUACCUCCAUUCGGGCCCAGAACACGCUCGCCAUUGUCAAAUUGCACCGGAAGGCUCUAGAUGACGCAGAAACUCUGGCAAGAGACUCGUUGGAACGAAGUUUACGGAUAUAUGGUAAGGGAGCUCAAGAAACCACCGAGUCGGCGUCCACCCUAGCCACCGCACUUGCCGGCCAAGGCAAGUUUGAGGAGGCGGAGACGUUGUUGAGCACUACCUACCGUAUGGGCAAGCGCCGCAGAGGGGGGAAGGACGAAGAUACAGUCGAGCUGAUGGAAAAUCUUGUCCAUGUUUUGAAGAAGGCUGGAAAACACGGCGAGGCAUUGAAAUGGGCGAGAAAGCUAUACGAAGCUUGUCAACAAACGUUGCGCGAUGACGAUCGCGUGACUCUCAGAGCACGAGAAAAGGUUGAAUGUCUGCGAGGUGAAAGGCAACCGGGUGGCGAGGGCGAUGUCACGGUGCCGCAAUCUGUUGAUGACUCAACGAGGGGUUUUGGGAAUGGCCAGUCUAAUGCGGUGCAAGUGGUGAAGUUAUUGGACCCUCCAGCAGUAUUGGCCCGAGCGGCAGCUGCAAGGGAAAUUCCAAGGGAAGAGAAACAGGAUCUGAAGGGAGAGUGUCCUGACCUGAUGUGGAUACAGAAAUUACACGUUGAUUUGGCAUUAUCGGAUUCCAAGAGUUAA
Clonostachys byssicola is the source of this 2556-nucleotide messenger RNA. Lineage: Eukaryota; Fungi; Ascomycota; Sordariomycetes; Hypocreales; Bionectriaceae. The record is from the annotation of a GenBank genome assembly.